Molecule: messenger RNA, 1506 nt
Organism: Exaiptasia diaphana
Lineage: Eukaryota; Metazoa; Cnidaria; Anthozoa; Actiniaria; Aiptasiidae
Exons: 3
Coding region: 113-580 (155 amino acids)
Source: RefSeq, a predicted model, not a curated record
UUGUCAUUCACUAGUAAAGUCUCUUGUGAAGGUGAGCUGCUCUCUUUAGAGUCUAAAAUUCAGGGGAAAGUUUUACUAAAAUUGUCGUCGUUAAGGGUUAAACUAUAAAAAUAUGUCAUCGUCGGACGCCAGGCUUCGUUCAACAUCGGCUGGUUACCGUUUCCCAGAAGCAAGUUGGAGAACAUCGUCGAGUUUUUACCACGAGAAAUGUACACCAAAAUCUCUCAAAGAACGCGYGAAAUCAGCUCCCCCAAGAACUUAUUCUCAAAGAGAAUAUGCUAAAUGUGAUGUUGUCCGCGAAGAUGAACGAUGGAAGAAUCAAUGUAGAAAUGAAAUUAAAAUGGUUCGAAAAUGGGAACAAAAUUGGGGAUUUUUAGCAGAUUACGACCAAAAGGGCAGAUUAAAGCAAAAGAAAGAACUUCCAACAGCUGUUUCAAUGUUUUCUGAUAAAACAGCAAAUACAACAAAUCAACACAUUGGACGUCGUGUAAAGAGUGCUCCUGCUCAGUCAAUGGCGCGUCUUGAGAGACUCACUAAUUAUAGAAUACAGAGAAACAAAGAAUUGUUUAUCAGUGAAUAGUAUGCACAGAGUUCAAACCAUGCAAUAUACUGGACUGCCAACACUGCAGCAGAUUGUCGACAAUAUUGGUAUGCCAACAUUAAUCAGUGAUGAAAAUCUUCAUAUGUAAGAUCAUAGCAAGAAGCUCAACACAUCUUGUGACCAUGCAGAACAAAGAAUCAACAUUCUGCAAGAAAUAAAUUGCUGUAUAACAAGACGUCACAAAUAUAAAAGUUCAUCAGUGCAAGUAAUGAAUUCACCUAUUUUCAAGUGGAGGCAGUUAUUGACAAGAGAGAUAAAAAAAAUGACUAAUCCAUGAUCACGCCCCUAAUCCACUUGUUGCACUUAAAAAAUAUGAACAAUUUGUAGACUAUUACAACUGAGUAGUUAUUAGAUAUUUGUUUAAAAUCAGUUAAGUCAUUAGAUAUUUGUAUUAAGUCAGUGACUUAAAUUAAAAAAAGCUGAAAGUUCAUUGACAUUUUUGUUUGUUUUUAUUUUGACACAAGCUAUUUUAUGUAUGUUUAUCCUCAGGAACUGAAUUGUUCCAACUAUAAAUAAUGGGAACUAGUGUGAACUUCAUCAGUAUUAAAAAUAACAACGCCUAGUAGGCAAACUAAGAAUCAUUCUUGUACCCAGAUCCUUCUCAGUUUUCAUAAGCUCUGAAUGGAGUCAGACAAUAGUGGAAGAUCCAGAAUCUGGACCAUAUGAUAUGAUGGAUGGGGAGUUUUUGAACCAAUCAAAUCUAAGACUCAUUUGUCUCCAACCAGCUAGAGACUUCAACUUUCCAUGGAGAAACUGAGAAAGAACUGGGUACAAGAAUGACUAGGAAGUCAGCACAUGUAAUAGAAUUGCAAUCAAAUUUAUGAAAGUGCAGUUUUCUGAUUCAAUAACUUAAACAUCUGAUGCCGGUUGUACAAAGGGUGAAUAAACUUAUCCAUUCAGACAUA